Molecule: messenger RNA, 7446 nt
Organism: Caenorhabditis briggsae
Lineage: Eukaryota; Metazoa; Nematoda; Chromadorea; Rhabditida; Rhabditidae
Gene: Cbr-unc-52
Product: Protein CBR-UNC-52
Exons: 24
Molecular function (GO): protein binding
Source: RefSeq, a predicted model, not a curated record
CGGUCGUCGACUGUGGUGGUGGCGCUUCUGGCGCUGCUGUUAGCCGGCAACACCGACGCGGCACGUCACCGCAAGUAUAGACAGACUUACCAAGACAUCGACUCAUCCGACGAGACCUCAGACGUUCAAAUCACCGUCUUCCCAUCCGAAAAGGAAGUCCGCGACGGACGUGACGUCUCCUUCGAAUGCCGUGCUCGCACAUCUGACAACUCUGUGUACCCAACUGUCCGAUGGGCUCGUGUCGGUGGACCACUUCCAUCGUCCGCUCACGAUUCUGGAGGUCGUUUGACCAUCAAUCCAGUCUCACUGUCGGAUGCCGGAACCUAUAUUUGUGUGUCGGAUUACAAUGGACAAACUGUUGAGGCUAGAGCUACACUCAACGUUGUCUCAUAUGGACCCCAAGAAGUGUCGAACUCGAACGUACUCCGCCAGUCUGGUCAAUGUAUGGCCGACGAGAAGGCGUGCGGAAACAACGAAUGCGUCAAGAACGACUACGUGUGCGACGGUGAGCCUGAUUGCCGCGAUCGAUCCGACGAGGCGAACUGCCCGGCAAUGUCGAGAACCUGCGAGCCGAACGAGUUCAAGUGUAACAACAACAAGUGUGUGCAGAAGAUGUGGCUUUGCGAUGGUGAUGACGAUUGUGGAGACAAUUCUGAUGAGCUUAACUGCAACGCCAAACCAAGCGACAACGGGUGCAAACCAACCGAAUUCCAAUGCCACGAUCGCCGUCAAUGCGUUCCAUCCUCUUUCCACUGCGACGGAACCAACGAUUGUCAUGAUGGUUCUGAUGAGGUCGGAUGUGUUCAACCAACUGUCGUCGAUCCACCACAAACCAAUCUUCAAGUGCCACGUGGAUCCACCUUCUCGCUGACCUGCAAAGCUGUCGCCGUUCCAGAGCCAUACAUCAAUUGGCGUUUGAAUUGGGGACCGGUUUGUGAGCCACCAAGAUGUCUGCAAACUUCGGAAGGAGGAUACGGAACGUUGACUAUCCAUGAUGCUCAACCAGUCGACCAGGGAGCCUACACCUGCGAGGCCAUCAACGUCAAGGGACGCGUCCUCGCCACUCCAGACUGCAUCGUUCGUGUCGUCGACGAGCAGCCACGUCCACAACCACCACCAACCGCUCCACCACAAAGAGCCACGUGCGACACCCGUGGAGCCGUGAGCCCAUAUCCAAACAACUACGGAUCGUGCGAUUGCAAGUCUCAAGUCACCGGACCAAACUGCGAUCAAUGCAAGCCAGGCGCAUUCCAUUUGUCGGAGAAGAGUCCAGAAGGAUGCUUGAAAUGCUUCUGUUUCGGAGUUUCCAAUGACUGCAGAAGCAGUGGAUACUACAGAACCAAGGACCGUCUUAUGUUCGCCGGAGACGCUGAAGGAGUCACCAUGUCGGAUAUCGAAGAGCGCUCGAUUGAUCGUAACGCACCAUACUCUUUCUUCAAGACUGGUUACCUAACAUUCGAUGGAACCACAGAUGGAGUCACUAAAUACUGGAGACUUCCACAACGAUUCCUCGGAGACAAGGUCACCGCGUAUGGUGGAAAGAUGGAAUUCGAAAUCGAGUUCGCCGGACAAGGAUCGCAUUCUUCAGAGCCAAUGGUUGUUCUGAAGGGUAACCAGAACAUCCUUGUCCAUCGUGUCCGUAACCAGGAGCAUGUUCUCCGAUCGGAUUCUCCUGUUAGAAUCACAGUGGAGACUUACGAGACAAACUAUGAACAAUUAAAUGGAGCAGCUGCCACUAGAGAGGAUCUCUUGAUGGUUCUUGCUGACUUGGAUGCUUUCUUGAUUCGAGCGACCCAUGUUGCUCAUCAAUCCUCCACUAGCUUGGGAGACGUCUCCUGGGAGAUCGCUGUCGAUCGUUACACCCCAGACGGUCUUGCUCUCGAGGUUGAGCAGUGUGUGUGCCCACCUGGAUACCUUGGUACGUCUUGCGAGGAUUGUGCUCCAGGAUACGAGCGUAGCGGUCAUGGACCAUACCUCGGAACUUGUGUGCCAAUUCAACCAAGACACCAACAAUGUGGUCCAGGAGCAUUGGCUCCAACCGCUCCAGCUCAAGGCCAGUGUCAAUGUAAGGCAUCAGUGAUCGGACCAAAUUGCGAUCGGUGCGCUCCAAACUCGUUCGGACUCGCGCCAGCUAACCCACAAGGAUGUAUUCCAUGCUUCUGCUCAGGUGUCACUCAACAGUGUUCUGCAUCGAACUACCGAAGAACUAGCGUCUCCAUCGACUAUGCACGUGGGGAUCGUGAUCAACUCGAGCUCACCACAUCCGACUCUCGUCAGCCAUUCUCGCCACAAACCCGCGCUCACGUCUCCGGACAAGCCAUCGAGUUCAGAAGCUUCGAGGAGGCACGUGGACAAACUUUGUACUGGAAACUUCCAGAGAAGUUCCUUGGAGACAAGGUCACCGCUUAUGGAGGUGUCUUGAAGUACACGUUCAAGUUCUCGGGAUCCGGAAGCACCGAUCAGUCGGCUGAUGUUAUUUUGAGAGGAAACGACAUUGCUCUUCAAUACAAGCACAGAGAGCCAUUCCAUCCAGAUAGAGAGAACAAUGUGGAGAUCAAGAUCUUUGAGACCAGCUGGCAACGCGUCGAUGGUCAACAAGCCACCCGUGAACAUCUUCUCAUGACCCUUGCCGAUCUCGACACUCUUCUCAUCAAAUCCACCUACAACGACGAUUGCACCGAUUCUCAACUCAUCUCCGUCAACUUUGAGUACGCCGAGCCAUAUGGUCAAGGACUCACCGCCGCUGAAGUCGAACAAUGUAUCUGCCCACCAGGAUACGUCGGAACUUCCUGCGAAGACUGCGCCCCAGGAUACUCGCGUACCGGAGGAGGUCUCUACCUCGGACUCUGCGAGAAAUGCGAAUGCAAUGGACACGCUAGCCAAUGUGACAAGGAAUACGGAUAUUGUUUGGAUUGCCAGCACAACACCGAAGGUGACCAAUGCGAGAGAUGCAAGCCAGGAUUCGUUGGAGAUGCCAGACGAGGAACACCAAAUGAUUGUCAACCAGAAGCCACGCGUGCUCCAUGCCACUGUAACAACCACUCGCCAAGAGGAUGUGACUCGUUUGGACGGUGCUUGUUGUGCGAGCAUAACACUGAAGGAACACAUUGCGAGAGAUGUAAGAAGGGAUAUUAUGGAGAUGCCACCAAGGGAUCACCAUACGAUUGUACACCAUGCCCAUGCCCAGGAGCCUCGGACUGCUAUCUCGACAACGAGGGACAAGUCGCUUGCCGCAUCUGCCCAGCCGGUCUUGAAGGACGUCUGUGCAACGAGUGCGCUCCAGGAUACACGCGCUCCAACAAACCAGCCGGGCGUGUUUGCGAACCCAUCGGACAAGUCACCAACGAGGACAUCACCUUCGUUCAGAAGCCACAUGAAGUAUUACGAGUCAGGAUUAUGGAGCCGAAACGACAGAUUGCUCAUCCCGGCGAUCGUGUGCAUUGGAUUUGUCAAGUUUCUGGAUUUACGACGGAGAAAAUCCACGUAGAAUGGACGAAAGUCGGUGAAGUGAGCCUUCCAUCGAACGCCAAGGCCUAUGACGGGUAUUUGGUAUUAGAAGGCGUCGAGCGGGAGCACGCCGGACAGUAUAGGUGUACGGCGACAACGAUAACACAGUAUGCAACGGAUGACGCAUUGCUAACCGUUUCCAAGAAAAUAAGCGGUCGUCCACCACAACCAGUCAUCGAUCCACCACAUCUCGUCGUCAACGAAGGCGAACCAGCCGCUUUCCGUUGUUGGGUUCCAGGAAUUCCGGAUUGUCAAAUCACGUGGCAUCGUGAACAAUUGGGAGGACCACUUCCACACGGAGUUUAUCAGACUGGAAACGCGCUGAAAAUCCCACAAUCUCAACUUCACCACGCCGGCAGAUAUAUCUGCUCGGCUGCCAAUCAAUAUGGAAUCGGACAGAGUCCACCUGCUGUGUUGGAGGUUAAACGACCAUCCAUCCCACCAAAGGUCGAUCCAGUCCGCCAAACCGUCGACCGCGACCAACCAGCCCGUUUCAAGUGCUGGGUGCCAGGAAACUCAAAUGUACAACUCAGAUGGUCUCGUCCAGGCGGUGGAGCACUUCCAAGCGGCGUUCAAGAGCAACAAGGAAUCCUUCACAUCCCACGUGCCGGUGAUCAAGAAGUCGGACAAUACAUCUGCACCGCAACCGAUCCAAGAGACAACAUCCCACUUCAAUCGGAGCCAGUUCAGCUUAACAUCAGAGAUCCAGCUCCACAGCCACGCGCCGCUCCUCAAAUCGAUCCACCAAACCAAACCGUCAACGUUAACGAUCCAGCUCAAUUCAGAUGUUGGGUUCCAGGACAGCCACGCGCUCAGUUGAAAUGGUCCAGAAAGGACGGACGCCCAUUGCCAAACGGAAUUUUAGAGAGAGAUGGAUUCUUGAGAAUCGACAAGUCUCAAUUGCAUGACGCUGGAGAGUAUGAGUGUACCGCUACCGAGCCAGAUGGCAGCACACAAGUCUCACCACCAGCUAGACUCAAUGUUAACCAGCCACAAGCUAUCCAACCACAAGUUGAUCCACCAGUCCAAACCGUCAACGAAGGAGAACCGUCUCGUAUUCGUUGCUGGGUCCCAGGACAUCCAAACAUUCAACUCCAGUUCGUCAAACGCGGACGCCGCCCACUCCCGGUCCACGCCCGUGUGUCUGGAGGAAAUCUUGAAAUUCCAAGAACCCUCAAAUCCGACGAAGACGAGUACAUCUGCAUUGCCACCGAUCCAAACACCAAUCGUCCAGUGGAAUCGAAUCCAGCAAGAGUUAUUGUCAAGUCGCCAAUCCGUCCAAUCGUCGACCCUGCCGAACAAACUGUCCCAGAAGGAUCGCCAUUCAGAAUCCGUUGCUAUGUCCCAGGACAUCCAAAUGUUCAACUCUCAUUCAGAAGAGCAUCCGGACAACUCAACGAGGAUGCUGAUGAGAAUAACGGACUCUUGGCCGUUCAAAGAGCUGAGCUUUCUGACGAGGGAGACUACAUCUGUACCGCCCGGGACCCGGAUACCGGAGCACCAAUCGAUUCAACACCAGCUACAGUGCAUGUUACCAGUGCGGCUGCUCCACCAGUCGUUGAAGCUCAAACUCCACACCCUGUGAUCACCCCACAAACGCAGACUGUGCCCGAGGGAGAUCCGGCACGCAUCCAAUGUUCUGUCCCAGGAGUGCCUUCUGCCGUUCAGCACCUCUCUUUCGAGAGAGCUGAUGGUAGACAGCUUCCGUUUGGAUCUAGUGAUGAUCGGGGCGUUCUGACGAUUCCAAGCACUCAACUUCAAGACGCCGGAGAGUACAUUUGCGUCUACGAACCGGAGAAUCAGCACCCACAACGGACGAAUCCGAGCACUUUGAACGUGACACCUGAAGGCGCACCACCUCGCCCCGUUGCCACUCCACCACUUCUCCAGGUGGCACCAGGCUCACCAGCACGAUUCAACUGUGUUGCUCACUCUGACACACCGGCACGUAUCAAGUGGGGAUUCCGCGAGGAGCUUGGAGCCCUGCCGGAGCACGUCAAUCAGGAUGGAGACGAUUUGGUGAUUUCUGCCGCUGGAGAUGAUAACGUUGGCGAGUACGUGUGCUCGGCAACCAACGACUACGGAACAGGAGUCGCGGAUCCAGUUCGAUUGGAAGUCACAGAGGACCAAGAGCCACCAACGGCCGUCGUCGAGCCACGCACUUGGAAUGGGAAGCCAGGAGAGCGACACCAGUUCAGAUGCAUCACUACAGGAUCGCCUACUCCAAAGAUUACAUGGACUGGACCCGACGGAUCGCCUCUACCACACGACGUUACACCGCUUGAGCCGAAUAUUCUCGACUUCUCCAACGGCCGCUCCGAGCUCAACGGAGAGUACACUUGCACGGCUUCGAACCCUAUUGGCGAGGCCUCCGACCACGGAGUCGUCAACAUUGGACCAUCGCUCACCGUCAAGACCAAUCCACCAGGUCCGAAAUUGAUUGUGACAGUAGGAGAGCCACUUCAAGUCAAGUGCGAAGCAUUCGGAGCACCAGGAGAUCCGGAGCCAGAAGUCGAAUGGCUUCAUGAUCCAGGACCGGAGCGUGGAGAUCUUCCAGAUGAUUUCAAGCCAGUUACUAUAUCGGAACAAUUCAUCAGACAUCCAAAUGUCGGACUUGGAAACGCCGGAGUCUACACUUGCAAGGGAUCCAGUGCUCACGCCACUGCCACCAAGAACAUCUACAUCGAAGUAGUAGAACCAUCCAGAAUCGCCACCGUUUCAAUCCUCGGAGGAUCGUCCCAAUGGUUCGAUCAAGGAGAAAAGGCCGAGAUGAUCUGUACGGCUACUGGAAGCUCAUUGGUGGAUCGAUUGGAAUGGGAGAAGGUCGAUGAUCAGCUACCAACUGAUGUUGAAGAGCAUAAUGAGCCUGGACUUUUGCAUUUCCCAAGCUUCAAGAACUCAUACGCUGGCGAAUACCGCUGCAAUGGAUACAGAAACAACGAGAUCAUCGCCUCCGCCGCUGUUCAUGUUCACUCUUCAAACGAUGCUGAUGAUGAGCCAAAGGUUGAGAUUGAGCCACCACGUGUCAGAGUCGUGUCCCAAGGAGACAACAUCGUCCUCAAGUGCUCAGUUCAAGGCGCCGAAAACGGCGAGCACUUCAAGUGGGCUCUUCUCCGCGGCGGCUCUCUGGUCCGUCAACUUGGCACCGAGCCAACAUUGGAAAUAGUGAAGGCAGAUCCAUCGAACGAUUUCGGUGUCUACAGAUGCAAUGUGGAGGAUAACAACGGACUGGUCAUCGGGUCCGCCUACACAGCGGUCUCCGUCGGACAACAGGACAAAUCUCACGCUCAAAUUGUGAAAUUCGAUGACAAAUCGGAUGCUUCAUUCACUUGUCCAAUCUACUCAGUACCUGGAUCGAAAGUCGAAUGGACUUAUGAUAAUGGAGAUCUUCCAUCGAAGGCCGUACCAAAUGGAAACAAGAUUGAAAUCAAGGAAUUCGAUGAUGCUUCGGCUGGAACCUACGUUUGCAAGGUUUCAUUCGAUGGAAAUGUUGUUGAAGGAUUUGUGACCGCACAGAUGUUUGUGCCCGACACAAUCAUCCAAGUUCUUCUGGAAGUUUCUUCCGAGUCCCCACAAAUCGGAGAUCGGGCCUGGUUCGAUUGUAAGGUCACCGGAGAUCCAUCAGCUGUCAUUUCAUGGACCAAGGAAGGAAAUGAUGAUUUGCCACCAAAUGCUCAGGUAACCGGAGGCCGCCUUCUGUUCACCGAUCUCCAACAAGACAACGCCGGAGUCUACAGAUGUGUUGCCAAGACGAAAGCGGGACCACUUCAAACGAGAACUGUCCUGAACGUUGGAUCCGGAAAACGCAAGCGAAAACAUCUGGGGAAUCGUCGGGGACGUCGUCUGAGGCAUCGUAGACGUAACGCCGGUGUCCAAGGGUCCGGUGUUCAGAGUCGAAAGACAAGAACCACCACUAAACUUUUUGGAUCGUGGUUCUAG